CUCCGUAUCAGCUCGCGCGACCUGGAAGCUUGGAGGGCCUUUUUUUUUUUUUUUUUUCCCCUGAAACCCGACUCACGGUCACGGACAACACUCUGCCCUGAGCUAACGGGGUGUUUUAAUCGUUUUUACUGCCUGACGUCCUCCGAAAACGGACUCGGGGCGUUUAUCUAACUACGAGAGGCGUCUCGAGCUGAAAAGUUGUCGGUUGGGGUGAACUUGUCCCGACUUGUUGUGGUCGGAUGUUAGCGACGAAGAGGAGCGAAAGCGGAGGAGUGAUCAUGUUGCUCCGGUUUCUCUCCUGACCUAGAUCCAUCUGAUUUCUCUCCAGACGAACCGGAACAGGAGGCCGAACAAAAGUUUUUUAAAGGGGUUUAAAGAUGGCAGAGGCUCGGUCAGAGGGAGAGGAGACGAACCUGCGGAGGAGGGAUACUCGCGAACAAGUGGUCCGAAGACAGCCGAACAGCUCCGGAGCUCGCCCUGACAGACAUAAGCCAGAGCACCGUCACAGCCAGGGCCCUCUCUCUUCCAUCAGAGCCGUCAUCAAGAGGACCACCAGACCAAUUUCUGUCAUAGAGACCCCGAGAGAUCCAGCCAGGGACAGGGACCGGGAAAGAGAGAGGGACCGGGACAGAGAUCGGGACAGAGAGAGAGAUCGGGAUCGGGACAGAGAGAGAGAUCGGGACAGAAGGCGACCAGAGAUCACCAUCCUAUCAGCCGAGCCGCUGCCCUCCACUUCCUGGUUUCCUGGGGUUGCUGCAGGAAUUCCCCCCCCUCCUCCUCCUCCUGCACAGAUCUGGGGACCCACAAUCCAUCCGUCCGUAGAGCCUCCACCGUCCUAUGAGGAGGUGAUCAGAGAAAAGACACAGGAGCAGGUUCUCCUCCCUACCUCCAGCUCUCCAGUCUCAAGAACAACCAUCGCCAUUCAGACUGACCCAAGACCGGACCCGGAUCCUGAGGAGGCCCAAAAAGAAAAACCAGCGAAACCCCCCCGACCGCCACUCCCCGACCCUCUAAAGUCCUCUAACGUCGAUGACAUCACCAGUGCUGCCAGCCAAUCAGCAGCCCUCUCUUCUGACGCUGACGGCGUGGCUACACACACACACUCUGAGGAGAGAACACACACCUCCACUGGAUGCAGUGACCUCCUGGCUGACCUGUGUUUGCCUCUGACGUCCACCUGUGGGGCUCAAACCGACCAAUCAGUUCAGAGUUCCUCUGCCCCUGCUGACGCCUCGCAUGUCCCAGUGGAGCGUCCAAGGCCCCGCCCACGCCCUCGCACUAAGCUGGGCCGCCAGCUCAUCAGAAACGAGGUCAAAGUUCAGACUUUGGUGAAACUGCGAGAAGACGGUUUGGCUACUUUAGCAGCUCAAGCUAGCAGCAGCAGCAGCUCCAAGCAGGGGGGCGGUCAGGGGAAGUACCUUCAGGAGCUGCUGGAGGCCUUCAGCUCAGACGACUGGGGCUUCCCGGAUCACCGUAGCGACAGCAGUGAGCACAGCCAAUCAGAGAGUGAGGAGGAGGGCAUCGACGACAUGGCAACCCUGAGAGCGAGGAUUCAGAUGUUUGAACAGCAGGUGGCUGAUGGGAGCUGUGGGGACGAUAACGACAGACAAACUGGUACCAGUGAAGACAUUGCUGUUGGAAAACGUCCGGAACCUCGACCUCGGUCUCGUCUCCAGGGGCAACUGGCCAAAUCCGUCCCUCCUGUCACUGCCCCAAAACCCAAAAGCAUCUCGCCUGUUCCCAAACCCUCCAACAAGGAAUUCUGGGAAGGUGAAGAUCUGACAGCUGGAGCUCCAACCGGUACAAAACCAUCAGAACCCAGACCUACCAAACCCUCCAUAGCACCAAAACCACAAUCCGUCUCACCUCCUCCUCCUCCUGUCGCUGUCCCCGCAGCGAGACCACCUCCUCCUAAACUCACCCCCUCCCUACCAAACCCCACAGCCCCCCCCAGACCGUCUGUCACCCCCAGAGUCAGCCUGGGGGCUCCUCUCCAGGACGGGAGCACCGUGGAAGUGGGAGGUGGAGCAGAACCGCUCGCUGCGACCCAAACGGUGACAGGAGGAAGUAGCCAGACUAAACCAGCAACUCUGACUUCUGCUCGCAGAUUCAGCGCUCCAUGUCUGGCUCCUAAAACCAUCUCAGUCCCACCAACACAGCCGGAUCCACACCCGGCGAGUGUUUCUACCCCCGGACCAACGCCGACCCCGCCCGCGAGGAGAGUCUCCGUCCUUCAGGCCAACGUUGACCCAACGUCCCCAGAUGCUCCUUCUCGCUCUAAGCCGCUUCCUCUUCGUCCUCCACCAAUAAAAUCUGCCCCUGAGAGACCGCCCCCCCCAGCCAUCAAUUCAGCACCCUCAGCCAAUCGGAUCGCGGUAUGCAAAGCCACGCCCACUGCUGACCAAUGUUCUCAAACAGCUGCAUCUCCUCCAGCUGGUUCAGCAAAUCAGACGCAGAAGGCAGCUAAAAGAGGCCCGCCCCUGCCGCCCCGCCCUAAACCUGGACACCCUCUCUACGACAGCUACAUGAAGCAGGAUGUCCUGAUCGUCCUGGACGACCCACCUCCUACACCUUCUGAUGAAGGCGGGGUUCAAACCACCACCACCCCUCUCAUCAACCCGUCCCAGGGCCUCCUCGACCAGGACACACAGCCGAAAACAGCAAAGGACGAGGACAUCCGGUCUAAACCCGCUCUAGAUGUCCUGUCAGACCAGCAGUCCAUUCUGUCUCUGCAGCCUGCUGAGCAGAAACAGCAGUCAGAGCCUCCUCCAGUCAGCGGCCCACGAUGCCUUGCUCUGUUUGACUAUGAAGGAGAGGAGGAGGAUGAGCUCACCUUCUCUCAGGGGGACGUCAUUGUCCUGCUGGAGAUCAUGGGUGAGGAGUGGGGGCGGGGCCAGAUCCACGGUCAAGCUGGAAUAUUCCCGCUCAACUUCACAGAUGUGGUGGAGCCCCUCCCAGUGAUGACACCAUCAGAGGAAUCAUUCAAACCAGAGUGGACGGAAGCUAUAAAACCUUCAGCUUUUCAGGAGUGGGCCGUAGCUCUGUUCGAUUUCCCUGGCCAGACAACAGAGGACUUGCCCUUCCACAAGGGGGCACUGAUUCAGGUCCUGGAGCACAUUGAUGCAGAGUGGAGGAGAGGAAGGCUGGAGGGGAGAGAAGGUCUUUACCCCGUGGCCUUCACACGACCCAGCCAGGCUCAGCCAAUCACAGACCAGCAUUCGGCCAUUAAAGGAACAGCUAAAGUUCUUCAGGAUGAGCUCACGCUGCAGGUCGAUGACAUCAUCAUACGGGCAGAGUCUCUGGAUGAGCAGUGGAUUCUGGGAGAUGUGGGAUUGUUCCUAAAAACUACAUUUCAGUUGAGGAGGAACUAUAACCCAUUCUGGUUAAACUGGUCUAACUGGUAACGACACACAGGGACUUUUCCUGUUUCUCGUUUUCAUCUCUAGUUUUUUUAUGGACACAAAUCUAUUCCAGUGUUUUUAGACUUUUUUUAAGGACUCGGCUCAGCCUGAUGAGAUUAGCCGAUGGAUGAAGAACCAGGAAGUGUGAGGUGUGGUGGACCACAUGGACAGCUGAGAUGAGCGGAGACAAAACCGUAGCUCCUUCUUACCGCCUGCUUCUCCAUCUGGACUGGACUGUUUUAUUUAAUGGACUGUUUAGUCAGCACUGGCCCAUCCGUGGACCCCAGCAGCACCCCCUCAUUUCAGCACUCGUGAAACUAUCAGCUGCAUGAUGGAACGGGUGAAAAAAGAACCUCCAGGAUGGAGAUCUAACAUUGUUCAUGUUUGCUCUUUUAUGCGUUUAUAAACCAUGACUCGUGUG
Molecule: messenger RNA, 3822 nt
Organism: Nothobranchius furzeri (turquoise killifish)
Lineage: Eukaryota; Metazoa; Chordata; Actinopteri; Cyprinodontiformes; Nothobranchiidae
Product: SH3 domain-containing protein 19
Biological process (GO): protein transport to vacuole involved in ubiquitin-dependent protein catabolic process via the multivesicular body sorting pathway
Cellular component (GO): ESCRT-0 complex
Molecular function (GO): protein binding
Source: RefSeq, a predicted model, not a curated record